UUGUGGAAAAAAUUAGAUGAGUCUAAUUUAGAUCAAGUUAUUGGAUUCGCGUUUCCCCUAGGUAACUGCAGUGUUGGUUCGAUUGCAUUUGGAGGAAUAGAUAAUAGAUUCAUUAGAGGAUCAUUUCAUAAUAUAUCAAGGUUAAACGAAUCGGAACCAUUUCAUUCAAUAAAAAUUAACACAGCAUAUGUUGGAGACAUUCCUAUCGAUACACCUUCAAUUGAUUCAAUUCUUGACACUAGAAGUAAUAGAAUUUCUUUUGGCAAGGCUUCGGUUGAUUUCUUUAAGUUGAUAAAUGCUACUAAAUCACCCGAAGGAUGGAAAAUACCAAAACCUGUGGAUAUAUCAUUUGAUAUCAUGUUAAGUGAUGAUGAAGUAGUGAAAUUUGAUCUGCCAAGUAAUGCAAUCUGUGAUAAUAGCGUAGGAGUAGGUAAAGAUUGUAUAGCUGUUGUGGAUGAUAGAUCUGGUCCAUUAAAUACGUGGAUAUUUGGAACUCCAUUUCUUCAAAACUUUUAUUUUGCGAUCGACCUCAAGCAAAACCUUAUACAAUUUGCUAAUAGAAAUAACUUUUGUCCCCCAGUAGGCUCUGGUGGUGGUGGAUCAUUAGGCCGUGUAUUUGGUGGUAUCUUAGGUGCCGCUGCUCGUGCUGAAGCUGGUGGUGCCAUGGCUGGUGCCUUUAGUCUUGGUCUUGGUCUUUUUGGUGGUAUGUUUAUUCCUAUCGAUGAAGAUGACCAAGUCACUCUGCCUCCUCCUCCUCAACUUUCUCAAACUUUUCUAAGUGUGCCUACAACUCAGCAAUUCAUAACUCAGUUUACAUCACAACUAUUCACAACUCAAUUUAAUACUUCUCAAAUAUUUACAACUCAAUUUAAUACAUCACAACUAUUCACAACUCAAUUUAAUACUUCUCAAAUAUUUACAACUCAAUUUAAUACUAUUCAAUCUACAAUUCAGCCUACACCAACUACUCCCAAUGCAGAAUCUAUAGUUAUGGAUCUACGGCAGUUUCCCAUGGAAUUAGUUAUAUAG
This is a messenger RNA of Cetraspora pellucida, 1029 nucleotides long. NCBI's taxonomy places the organism in Eukaryota, Fungi, Glomeromycota, Glomeromycetes, Diversisporales, Gigasporaceae. The record is from the annotation of a GenBank genome assembly.